UGCAUGCAUUGAGAUCUACCUCACCAGUGUGCUCGGAUAAAAUAAAUAUUUGGAUAAGUAAAGUCUGGUAAUAAAUUGAAUCGGGUUCGAGAUUUAGUUUUCGUGUCCCUGGUAAUUGCGACGCCGUGGCCGAAGUAUUUCGAACAUAAACUUUUUUGAGGCUGUUGUGCACAAUUCAUGAAGAAACUCACGCCACUCUAAUUGUUUGGGGACAUGGGAAGUGGUGGGAGUAAAACACCGCCUAGUCAACAAGCUGUCCCUGACAAAGACAACUCUGCAGACCUAUCCCCCUCUCCAGCAACUGCUCCAAAGGACACAAAUGUCAACAGUGGAGGAGAAUCAACUAAUCAAAAGAGUACAGCAGAAUCCAAGCCAACUAACCAGGAGAAACCAGUGACACCAACACAAAAAGAAUCUCAGGGUAGUACACAAUCAGAGGGUAAAAAGGUGGAUGAGAAGGAUUGCAACAUCUCAGAAAAUUCAACAAAUCAAACAAAGGAGGAGGAAGUAAAAAAAGCAACAGAGCCAGCAGCCAGUCAAGUGAAGAAAGAGGAAAUAAAGCAGACAGAUUCAACAAUGCCUAAAGCAAAGCCAGAUAAUGAGGCUGUGUCCAGUGAGUCUGAUCGGAUGAUUCCAGAGCUUAACAAAGACCAGCAAUUGUUUGAUGAUGCAAUCAGUUCGGCCUGUCAGCUGAUCAAAAGUCAGAGUCUGAUGAAACUGGUCACCCAAAAUGUCACCUCUCUCUGUCUCCAGAGGGCACUCCCCAUGGGGAUCUCCCUUUAUGAACUCCUCCAAAAAAUGACCAACUUACAGGAUUUGGACCUAUCCCACAACGACAUUGGGCCCCAAGGAUUUCGCAGCAUUUGUUUGGCCAUGUGUACAAAUACUUCCAUUUUAUGCCUGAAUCUUUCCGACAGUAAAACAGACACAGAUAGUGCUGAAUGUCUCGGGCUGAUGCUGAGUCACAAUGUCACCAUGUCUUACCUCAACAUCUCCAACAACUACUUUGGUAAAGAUUAUUUUUCUCGCUGCGUUGGCCCAGCUCUGAAGACAAACACAGCACUGACAACUUUCAAGGCAGAAAACAUAGGUACCAGUGAUAUUAAGGAUUUUAUGGUGGGUCUAAAAGAAAACACCAGUCUCACCGAACUUGACUUCAGUAACAACUGCAUCACAGAUAGAACGGCUCUCGGGAACGGAAUAGGAGAAAUUCUGAAGAGAGAGAAAUGUGGUUUGGUAUCUCUAGCACUGGCUGGUUGUGAGAUGAGCAAGGUUGGAGCGAACCAUCUUCUGGAGGGGUUGAGAGAGAACACAUCUCUAGCAGAACUCAAUGUCAAUGGUCUAGAGUUUGAAUCCCUCUCCCAAUUGUUGCACUUUGUUGCUGUGGCUGCCAACAACCCAAAUCUACAAGUUCUUUCCAUUGAUGGAGCCAAAAUCAAAGAUACUUCACUAAAUGCCAAAGAUGGAGGCAAACAAUGGAAAGACAAGAAAUGUGUGUGUGACACUAAGGAAGUUGCUAAGAAGUUUUGGGGGUCAGAGGGUACUGAAGGUGAAGGUCACACAGAGACCUCUGGUGGGGAACAAAAUCCUGGCAAUGGGAAUGAUGAGGAUGUUUCUCUGUUUAGUCUUAUAACUCCAGAUAUGGUCCUUCCACUUAGAGAAGCCCCACCCUCUCUACAGGUUCUGAGUUUGAUUGACAGUCAUCUGACUGAUGAAUUCUUUGAAGCUCUCCAGAAACUGUAUCAGGGGAGGCAACUCCCUCUGACGGAGAUUGACAUCAGCAGUAAUAAUGACCUGACUGGGAAAUGUGUUCACUCAUUGGCAAAAAUCACAGCAGGGGAGGAAACUCAAUCAACACUGAAAAAAUUAAGGCUUGGUGUGUGUAGGGGAGUUGAAACUUUGCCACAAGAACUAAUAGAGUGUGAUCUCCCUUGUCUACAGUACCUGAAUAUUAGGAAGUCCAAGAUUUCAGAGAUGCACACCCUGUCGAAACUGUUUAUGGAGAGGACACUUACUACACUGAUUCUUGAUGGACAGAAGAUUGCCAACACUGAUACACUGGAAAAACUGCUAGAUGGAGCUGCAAAAGGAAACUUGUCCACGCUGAGUCUCAGUGGCUGUGCCCUCUCUGCCAAUGACAUUCAACCUCUGUACAAGGCCCUCAGACAGGGAAUGAAACUACAUAUGUUGAAGUUAUCAGCUAACAGGUUGGAGGAUGCAGGAGUUGUGGGCCUUGCUGAGGCUAUAUCUGCUAACAAGACACACCCACUGGCUGUGUUAGAUGUCUCUGACAAUACAUUUGGUGAUGAAGCAGCAAAGCAGUUAGCUGGUCUGUUCGCUCACAAAAAGCACAAGACCCAGCUACACAGUCUGAACGUCAGUCACAACAAUGUCGGUAAGGCUGGUCUGCUGUCCCUGGUGUCUGUGAUGGGGGGUAAGUCCCCACUGAGGACCCUGUACCUACAGAGUCAGUCCACCGGCCCACAGCUCACGGAACCAGACAUGGUGGAAGUCUACACUAAGCUGGCUCAAGGCCUCGGUUUUACCAUCAAGAAGUCUGGGGACCAGAUCCAGCCUGGCUGCUCCGACCUCCCCAAACUACCUGAGGGUUUGGUGGUCCGUCUGUCAGACCUUGGGGGCAACACCGGUGAUAUUGGAAAGAUGCUGGACAGUGUUCGGAUAAAGACAGACUAUGUUGCAGAGAAACCUCCACUUCUGACUUUCACAGAUAUCCUGACUAUCUGUGCUGUCCUGAAAGGCUCAGGUUCUGAUGUUCCUGUGUGGUCCAGUGAGCACUGGAAGCUGAUCACUGGCUUAAACAGACCUACAGUGGAUGCUCCCUCCUGGCUGGAGUUGCCGGCUAGCCGAGAUCGGUGUCUAUAUCUCAGUAAUCUCCCUGGAAACUCUAACACCCAAAAACUGGAGGCCAUCUUUGAGAUGGAGGCUGACUGUAACUUGGAGGAAGUCUGUCUGAUGAAGGACCCGGUCAGUAGGAGUGUUAAUGGUGUGGGCUGGGCUUUGAUGUCAGACGAAGAGUCCUUGCAGAAAGCCAUAGAUUUCUAUAACAGUGGAGAGGCCAAAGUAUUUGGACAGUCCUUUGUGAUAUCAAGAGUGAAAGUGAAAGUCGAUGAUGAUGAAGAUUCCAAAGCUGCUCAGAAAGCUCAAGAAGACUUGGAGCUGAGAACGAAGUUACGACAGAAGGAAGAACAGGAGCACCGGAGGUUGAUCCAGAGAACGACCGAGGAGUCAUGGAAACGCCACGCCUACCGACUGGCACACCCAGCCUACGCGGAUGGCAGGAUCUGGUAGUCAAGGCAACCACAGAUACUUCCUGUCCUGAUGAACUAACAAGAGUAAUUCUAGGACUGAGAGAAUGGCAGGACUUGAAGAUUAAUUAUUAUUGUACCGCAACCCUAUCAGUAUUGUUAACUCACCAAUGGGUUCUUUUGAAUCACAUAAAAAGAGGUCUCUGUAUUUUCAUCCUUAUUGAAUAAUCCUAGACAUUUGAUGCAAGUCGACAUUUCCUAAGGUACCUAUAUAGAAUCAUCGGUUCCUAAUUUAAAUGAAAACAGUCUUCCAAAAUAAGCGUAGAAACAAGAGAGAUAACUGAAGCAAGAAAAUCAGUGAAUCUCACACAAAAAUUCGAACGGUACAUAUAACAUAGCAAUGCUCAACACUGGAUUCUAGUUCUGAUUAGAUGUAUGCUAUAACUAAAGUCAUUUAAAUUAAUUUCAAUUGAGAAAAUAAUAUAUAUUACCAUUUUUAUAGUAGAUCCUGUUAUUUGAUACAAGUUAAUUUGGUAACCGUUAUGAGACAGCUAUGCUAGAUAGCAAUCACAAUCAUUUCAUACAUCUAUUUACUACAUAUUUUGCAUAAAGAAAUAAUUUUAUUGUUUUUGUAUAAUAAUCCAGUGAUUUGAUUUUUUUUAUAAGUCUGAAAGUUAGCAGUAAACUUGUAUAAUAUGACUCAUUCACUUCACUGUACAAGGAAGUGAAUAAAUUUUAGGGGCUGGCUAUUGGCAGACUAAACUACUUACAGUAGCUAUAAGUAAUGAUCAACCUCUCUACAUCUAUACCUUUGUUAUUGCCUGUUUGUUGUGUUAAAAUUAUGUUGCAUGUAUAUUUAAAUGUAUAUAUUUUCAAUAUUUGUUUUCUUUGGUUAAACUGUCUGUUUACGUGUACAUACAUAAUUCAGUAAUUAAAUUAUGUGAAUAAAUUAUGUUAUUUAAUGAGUA
This is a messenger RNA of Magallana angulata, 4234 nucleotides long. RefSeq lists its product as uncharacterized. Lineage: Eukaryota; Metazoa; Mollusca; Bivalvia; Ostreida; Ostreidae. The record is from RefSeq and is a predicted model, not a curated record. Gene Ontology annotation, cellular component: perinuclear region of cytoplasm; nucleus; cytosol. The coding region runs from base 214 to 3309 and encodes 1031 amino acids. Gene Ontology annotation, biological process: activation of GTPase activity; nucleocytoplasmic transport. The transcript is spliced from 21 exons. Gene Ontology annotation, molecular function: GTPase activator activity; small GTPase binding; RNA binding.